GUGAGUUCAAGGUAUUCAAUAGAGCCUUUUUACUGCAUUAUAAUCCAUUUUAAAAUUACCAAUUCUCCCAAUUAGAAUGGAACAAUUGGAUUCUUGAAGGGUUUUGCAAGCGGUCAAUUCCCACUUGUUUCGAACAGCCGCGGGGAUCAACAACAGGACUGACUACCACUUUUGAUCUAUUCAUGAAAAGAGUCGAAUGGAUUGAAACAUUAGCCUACAUAUUGAUGAAGAAAGACAUUUCCAAUUUUGAUUCACCAACAUAAUGAUUUGCACUAGAGUUUCCAACAUUUCUAGGCUAUUAGGCCUAAGACUAGAUCAAAAUGUCGUUGCCAGGAGAGCAUUCACAACUUCGACAUCCCUAAGAGCCAAUACACUGAUGGAAACAAGUGGAUUUUCAGACACACAAUUGGAGGUUCGAGAGGCCAUUGCAAAAAUUUGCUCAAAAUAUCCGGAUGAAUACUGGGCAAAGCGUGAUGAAACCGGGGAAUAUCCUCAUGAUUUGCAUCGAGAUCUGGCAAAGGGUGGCUGGAUUGGUAUUGCACUUCCGGAAGAACUUGGAGGAUCGGGUCUUGGAAUCUCGGAAGCCACGAUGCUUUUGCAGACCAUAUCUGAGAGCGGUGGAGGCAUGGCAGGUGCACAAAGUAUACAUGCAAACGUUUAUGCUACCCAGCCUGUGGCUAAAUUUGCCACUGCCUCGCAACGUCAAAGGAUGUUGCCUAAGUUGAUCGACGGUACCUGGCGAGCAUGUUUUGGAGUCACCGAACCCAAUACUGGUUUGGACACUCUCAAGCUUAGAACCCGAGCUACGCGUGAAGGCGAUACUUACAAAAUAUCGGGUCAGAAGAUUUGGAUUUCCUCAGCACAGGUUGCGACGAAGAUGGUGCUAUUGGCUAGGACUACUCCAUUGGAAGAAGUGACAAAGCCUUCUGAAGGUUUAUCCCUUUUCUUCAUCGAUUUCGAUCCUAAACAGCCCGGUCUCGAACUCAAGAAAAUCAAAAAGAUGGGUGGGCGUGCUAUUGAUGCAAACGAAGUUUUCUUCGACAAUUAUAUUGUUAAUAGUGAUUCGUUAAUCGGCAAAGAAGGGCAAGGUUUCAAAAUUGUACUCCGUGGCAUGAACGCUGAACGAUGUCUGUUGGCAGGCGAAGCACUAGGUCUCGGGUAUGCUGCUCUGUACCGAGCUUCCCAGUAUGCAAAAGAAAGAAUUGUCUUUGGUCGACCUAUCGGUAUGAAUCAAGGUAUCCAGCACCCAUUGGCCGAUGCAUACAUGCACCUCGAAGCCGCAAAGCUGGCAACUUAUCAUGCUGCGAAAUUGUAUGAUAGCUCAACGACGGAUCAGACAAUAACCCAGGCAGCCGUUGGUGUUGCGUGCAACAGUGCAAAGUAUCUAGCAGCUGAAGCGGCCUUUACUGCCUGUGAGAGGAGCGUAUUAAGUUUGGGCGGCAUGGGCUACGCCCAGGAAUAUCAUGUUGAGAGAUACUUGAGAGAGUGUUUUGUUCCAAGAAUUGCACCAGUUUCAAGAGAGAUGAUCAUGAAUUAUGUUGGAGAGAAGGUUCUUGGCUUGCCUAGAAGUUACUGAAAAUGUAGUUAUGUAGUAAAGUAUGAGAGUGAUUGUUUUGUAUGAAUUGGGAUAUUGAUAUAAACUGGAACAAUCAUAUCAAUUAAGCUAACUUAAUCAUAUUAGUUGAGAUAUUGAUAACAUUUGAGAUGUUGAUAUCAAUCGG
This is a messenger RNA of Botrytis porri, 1721 nucleotides long. RefSeq lists its product as uncharacterized. The record is from RefSeq and is a predicted model, not a curated record. Lineage: Eukaryota; Fungi; Ascomycota; Leotiomycetes; Helotiales; Sclerotiniaceae. Bases 263 to 1576 code for a protein of 437 amino acids. Gene Ontology annotation, molecular function: acyl-CoA dehydrogenase activity; flavin adenine dinucleotide binding. The transcript has 3 exons.